UUAAUUUUAACGACUUUCUUUAGCGAUGCUGGCUACCGUUUUUUUCAAGAACAAUCUCUCCGCGUAGGACGUUCUAGCAUCCUUACAUAGGGAAAAGUGUUGUCAAUGCUCGAUCAAUUCGAAUUCACGUGGUUGAUCCGUCAGGAAUCUAGGAAAGUGGUAAGAUGAAUCAACAUCUUACAUGCAUGCAAUUUACACAAAACAACUUUUUUAAGUUAUAUGUUUUAAGUUAUAGAAAGAAAAAAAUUCUGUUCAUUUAUUAUGAUUGAUUUUAAUUGAUUGCAAAUAUUCCAUGGAACUGCGAAAUAUGUUGUGUCGCCGUAAUUUGACCAGAAAAAUCCAAUCCGCAUUAUGAAAAGGAAACACCAAGAUAAUUAUGUUUCAUUCUGUUCUAAAUAAAAAUGUUUAAAAGAUCGCUUGCAUUGUAAAAAUUGUAAUCUAUUAACCGUCUUUUUAAAUUACAAAAGCAAAAAUAAAAAAAAAUCACCACACGCCAGGAUUGGUAAAUUAUAUCAGCGGAAAAUUCAGCUGAUGGUAAUAGUUAAUUAAAAAUAUAUUAAAUGCAUAGUCAAAGCCAAUCUCCCAAAACCACUUGCUAAUACAAAUUCUAUGAUAAGAAAUCGAUGGCUCAGAAAUGUGAAAUAAAACAUGAAUAAUUUUCUUUUGUAAAAUGUUGUCCAGCUGCUUUCGUAUUUGCACUGUAUGUUGUGUGUACCGUAUCUCGAACUGUGGGAGAGUGCGAGAAAAUUUUCCACGCGUUUGCGCAGUUUCUUGUCUACGCCAGCCCUAACUUUAUUGGAAAUGGCAGCAGCAGUAAUGUUAUAGAUUGUCCAUGUUAAAUAAGUACAGACAUUUUUUCCACAUUUCCAACGAGUUGAAAAUCCAUGUUCGAUAUUGUGAAGUACAGUGCAUUGUUGUUGAACAUGUUUUAAAACAUUAAUCUGUAGUAUACCUUCCAGAACGCUGAUCGUUUUAAACGAAAACCAUCGUCACAAGCAUAUUUUUAUCGUUUGUAAUUGUCGAAUUGUAAUUUGAGUGCGUUGAAAGUGAAUAACAUAUUUUUGUUGGUGUUGAAACUGAAUCCAAUUGGUCAGUUUUUGCAACAAUGUCCAAAAUAUCGCAAGAAAACAGAAAGUCUUGCUUGUACUUAUUUGGACAUUGGUUAUGGUGUGGUUAUGUACUGUUACUGCAAGUGCCCUCCAUAAACGGUGCAUAUGGAAAUGUUGUGUCUCUACCAGGGGAGUGCCGAGAUGUGAAUGGCAAAAAAGUGGAACAAGAUGCACAUUAUGUGCCGCCAGGAUCGGAUACCUGUCGAUUGUGUUUAUGUGACAAUGGCCAUCCAAAGGCGUGCAAAGCAGUGCUUUGCUCACCGCCUCACGAUUGUAAAUCCUUUCAAAUUGGUAGUUCUUGCUGUGAGUUCAUCUGUUUGGAUGACACAAUAGGCAAUACAGCAGAUAAAAACUACGAUGUCGGCAUGUGACUAGUAGCUACUGGAGUGAUCGUAACAUUUUCGUUAACCUUGCUUUUCUUCGUUAUCAGUCGCUUAAGGCAUCGUAAAAGUCGUGCCCAAGAAGGGCGCGAAGUCAUCGAUGAUCCUAACCAACGCAAUUUGGUAAAUAACGUAGGGUACAUGGGAGGCAGCAUUGGUUAUCUAGGUGGGGGGACGAUGAACAUGGAUUAUUCAUAUGUAGACCAUGCUGUCGCUCCACACUACCAACUUUGGAAACCUCCUGGGGCGUAUUACACGAGGGGUGAAGCUCCUCCUCCUUAUGAAGAGGCCAUAGCUAUCGCUCAUGCAGAGUCGUUAAGUUCGUGUACUGUAAGUGUCGCUACAUCUACAGGACGAAAUUAUCCACUCGGAGUUGUGCAAGAUUCUGAUGCUGCACCAAAUAUAACGGCGAAUACUACGAAUUUAAUAAGCAUUAACAUUAAUGGUACAGGACAUGGCGGAAAUGUAACGGAAAUCGGCGGUGUGGAUAGCAACAUGGGGGCACGUAGUGUGGCCACUAUCACUAAUGAAGACUCGCCAUUCGUGACAUCCAGCAAUAACCGUGUUAGCGGUGUUAAUGGACGCUCAACCCUUUUAAACGGAGGAGAUAGGCAUAGUAGCGAGACAAACGAAGACACAUCGAUGACAAUUUACAAUCAUCAUCCAUCGAAUCUUUUACACCAGAACGAUGUAAUCGAUGUUAACGAUGGUCUCUGUGAAAAUGUUAAUUUAAGUAGCAAUCAUCAUUGCACUGGAAGCAACACGAUUUCUUUCAGUAGCGUGGGGUCAGACCUGUGUAUGAAUUCUAGCUGCGAGCUGAACAUUAAUGCUCAUCAGUGCAACUUUACGCAUCAUCAAGUCACUGUGGCUGCUGUUAACGUUAGUUCCGGGGAAUUUGGUGAAACAGGAGUACAUAGAGUAGGAAUAAAAGAGGACCAUUGUUCUUCCAUGUUUCAAAAUCCGAACCGUCUAUCAGAUGGUGUCGAUAAAUUUAUUGAUGCUAGUCAUCACCGCCAUUGUCAGCAAACAGUUACUGGAAACUGUGGAGACGAAAGCUCACAAUUACCCGCUUCUUCUCAAUCUCCAAUUUCACAGUCGUUGAUGCAAUCCGUCCCGGUACCAGCAAUGUUCAACGAUGAUAUGAUAAGCGACAGUAAGUUUAGCAAUUAUUCGGAUAAAUCCACUGAUGUGAUCAAAAACCGAAUAACGGGGAAAAAAUACCAUCGCACUAUUCCACGCCAUUUCUCUGUGGUUGAUCCUAUAAUAAAUCCAAUCAAGACCAACUUUUUGGCAGCAGGGACAGCAGCUACUGCCACCACCCCCACGGAUUCUUCAGCAUCAUUUACUCUAGUGCAACAAGAUCGUGUGUCUGGGGAUGUGAGAGAUAAGCAAACUUUGCAACGGACGCCUACGAAAGGGGCGGCAGACGUAACAACAUCGCCAAACAUGAUUUUGGCAUCAGCAAAUGGAAACACAACAGUAGCAAACCGGAAAGUUUGUCAAUGUCCAAUACAGCAUAAAGCCUUGACGGGUUAUCAGUCAACAACUGCUGGAAGAUCUUCGGCCAUAUCAUCAAUUCAUGGCGAUGAUAGCUAUCGUAGUCUACGGCCAACAUCAAAAGAUAUCCUACAAAAUCGUGGUGAUAGCUGCAACAAGCAAACAUCAAGUCAUGGUGAUCAUGCCAUGGUUGCGAGCAAAAGAAGCAAUGGACUAGGUACGAUGCGAGAAAAUUAUGGCACGGAAAGAACUCCACUAAAGAGAGCCAGUGAACCAGUGGGGCUAAUGAAUCAGCGGUUCCAUGAAAAAGAACAUCGUAAAACAGCUUCAUCGUUCUCUGACGCUACUAUAGGUACUGGUGGCAACAGGGUUAAGGCUAAACUACAACCGAAUUAUCAACAUCGUACUCACUCAGAUCACAGUUCACAUAUCGCUGCAUCGGAACGCAAGGUGACUACACAAUUGCCAUUGGAUGAGCUAAUGUCUACCCGAUUGACAACUAGGCCCGGGAUAGAGAGUGAAGAUCGGCCUCAUUCUGUACUGAAAAAAUCUUCGUUAAAUACGAACAUGAAUAAUGAAGCUAACAGUGGUUUACACAAUCCCAUUCUACCCCCGAAGGCUAAAAAGCAGCAGCAUCAACAGUCUCGCCAAAAUCAAGCAUAUAAUAAAAACAUAGCACCUGGAAAUCAUCAACUGCACGAUGGUAGUUUAGUACAUCAGAAAAUCUUGUCUCUUCCUGAAAAGCCUAACGAUGGUAACAAUGGAGGUGGAAACAAAUUGCGGGAACUACGAAAGUCGCCCAUGCACAUAACCCAUGACACAGGUGGAGUGCUGAAGGUGUGCAACAACAAUGUCAUGUCAAGUGGAUUCUCAAAUUCGCUACCCAGACACUCGUUUGCUGCUAUACGAAAUUAUGAAAGGAAACAGCGCAAUGAUAAUUUGUUUUUUAACAAUUUUGGCAAGGGUACGAAACAACACAGGCCCGAUGGUGUAGACAGUGAAUUAUUACAAGAAAAAGUAUUAUACGAUAGUAAUACGAUGCCGAAAAAUAUUCCAAAUCAUAAUGGGCGCAAGACAAGCCUAGUUACGGAAGCAGUAAAUCACAUACCCCCCAUCAUAAACAUUCCAGUUACAUCACACAGUGCAACGUCUUUUGGAAGAAACGCAAAUUCCAACAAUCAAAGUACCAAUAACGUGAAUUGCUCCAAUACUGCAAAUACUACAGCAGCAGAAAAUAGUAAUCAUUCGUCAGUUGUACACGGUUCGGCGCAAAUCGCAUUACAAGCCGCUACAUUGCCCAAUAGCACUAAUGGUGGAAGUAGGAAUAAUGAUGAUGGAGGGACCAACAGUAAUUCAAUCAAACAACCGAUUCUUCUGCCAUUGCCCGUAUUAAUGACAACCAUCACAAACUGUGCCAAUCCGCGGGAACACAUGCUACCGAAUGACAACAGUCUUGAUGAGGAUUACUUAAGCGAGUGUGAAAAUUGCAAAUCGUCCGCUAACAACAUGCGCUACUAUCUCGAUCUAGAAGAUGGUAGUAAAACUUGUGCUCCCAUACAGGAAACGAUGACACUGCAAAGGAAAAUACCAGACGCUGCAGAGGAGGUAGAACAAAAUUAUUAUCGCGUAUCUUCGACAUUGCCGACUAAUACCAGCAAACGAAAUGUACCGCUUGUCAACAAGGAUCGAGUAGCAUGGUUUUCUACUAUACCGGCUAGUUCGUCCUCGGACGAUGAGGAAGUAUGUGAAUGAAUUCGCUAACGCGGUAAAUUUGUUCAAUGGCACAUUUAGCCGUGUCUGAAAAUAUAUUGUAGUAGUAACCAACGAAAAAGGAUGCAAUGGAAUCGCAUCUUUACUAACAAACAUAAAAUCUUCAAUGCGUGGAAAUAUUUAGAAUAUAAAUAGUAUUUAAAGUCGAUAAAAGUAUGUUGAAAAAUCAGCACAUGAAUUCAAAUCCAUAAUAAAACAGAUAUAGAAUUAAUUUUCAACAUUGUAAUCGACUGCCAUAAAACUCAAACAAUGAUCGCAUGGAUUCUCCGUAAUCUGACAAGUUGGUGUAUAUCUAUUUUUGUCAAAAUUCUAACUCGUGGAACCAGGAAAAUAAAUGAUAAUGUAAAAAAAUUAACAAA
Molecule: messenger RNA, 5115 nt
Organism: Anopheles funestus (African malaria mosquito)
Lineage: Eukaryota; Metazoa; Arthropoda; Insecta; Diptera; Culicidae
Product: GATA zinc finger domain-containing protein 14-like
Exons: 5
Cellular component (GO): membrane
Source: RefSeq, a predicted model, not a curated record